UCAACCGCGGUCAAAUUCGUCCUUCCCUUCCGAUUGCAUCUCACCACGCUGUCGUCUACCUGCCAUUUCUGUAAGCCCAAUUCUCCUCCUCCUCCUCUCUCGCGCGAUCUGUCUUUGAUCACUGCAUUUCUUCAAUCUCUGCCGCAGCUAUCGAUUUAUUGCAAAGCCCGUAUAGACUGGAGUCCCCAGAAACAUGCCACAACCCAGUAAACCCACACGUAGGUUCUCACUAUUUGGCUUCUCCUCUGCCUCCACCCCUUCCAGCAAUGCUGCUAAUCUUAAUCUUGAUCCUCCGUGCCUGGAAUUGGAGCACGACAGAGAUGUGUACAGACCAGGGGAUUUCAUCACCAUCACCAUUAAGGUUAAAAACCCUACAGAUGCUUGCUCUCUCUUGAUUGAAAAGCUCAGAUUUGAGUGCAAGGGGAUUGAGAAGUUAGACAUUCAGUGGUUCAACACUCCCAAGCCUGCUCCUGAUUCCAAACAACGCCGAGGUGAAUAUGUAUUCAUGGAUUGCCCAUCUCCAACCAUAGUUUCAAAUCAAGUUAUUUCUAGCGGGGCCGCCAAAACUUAUGUGUUGCGCACUCAUCUUCCAAACAUUAUACCUCCAUCAUACAGAGGCACAACCAUACGGUAUCUAUAUUAUGUGAGGACUAUGCUAUCUGGACAAUAUUUGGUUCUGGAAAAUGGCCCUACUCAAGGAGAGUCAAUACAAGAAUUUUCUGAGCUGGAAGCUCGGAUGCCCCUGCAGAUUUGGGUUACUCAGAAGAACAAUGGCCUGCUUGGCGAAGAAGGAAUCGUUCCCCGAGUAACCUUCUUCUUGGAUGUGUACUGGAAAGAAAUGGAUACUGAUUCUGAGUGGGCUAAAAUGAAUGAAGCUUUUGAUGGAGAUGAGGAAGGGUCUGAAAGUUCACGGGAUGAGAUCUUAUCUGUUUCUUCAAUCAACCCUAUGAAGGAAGACAUGACUAGAAAUUUUGGGAGUUCGUUAUCACUGCAGUCAUUUUCAGCAAGGUCUUCGACUAGAGGUUCUCUAAAUGUAGAAGGACGAACCAGCUUGUCCUCAAUCAUGGCUCUUCCUCGGAUGUCUGUGGCUGAGGUCUUACAUGAUUCCUCUGAUAGUACCCAAGCUACAGUAUCUCCAAGCCAGCCACCAAAACACUUGAAGUCCUCUGCUGAUGAUGAUCCAAGAUUACCAUUUUCUUCAGGAUCAGUUGAAUCUGGAGCAUCAGAAGGGGUUGUUAGAGGAAGAUCAUACAAUAUCAGAUUAGAUGAACAAGUUCUACUGAGAUUUUCACCUAAGAACUCCGAUUCUACUUACUAUUUCAGUGAUAUGAUAGGUGGAACACUUACUUUCUUUCAUGAAGAGGGAGCAAGGAGAUGCCUUGAGGUCUCAGUAACUUUGGAGGCAAAGGAAAGUGUAAAUAAGCGAUUUGUUCAUCCUUCUCGAAAGCAUUCUCCUACCAUUACCAAGAUUCAUAGCGAUCACCAUGAGGUUGUGGCUGAUCUAGUCCAAACCAGCUUUCUCUUCUCCAUUCCCAUGGAUGGGCCCAUGACUUUUUCCACCCCUUAUGUCUCUGUACAGUGGGCUCUUAGAUUUGAAUUUCUUACAACUCCAAAGAAUGUCGACUGGACAAGGUUUGAGCAUCCUCUUCUGAUUGAGGGAAGAGAUAAAUGUGAGUGGGUUCUUCCAAUCACCGUACAUGCACCUCCUUUAGGGGCAGCAGCCGCUCAAACUCGAAAUGAGAAGUCGUUCUCUUUGGAACCCUUGUGGGUUCAUACUUGAAGCCUCAGGGGUCUUUCUUCUGAAUUUUCAUUCAAAGUUGGAAGAAAGAUGCUGCUAAUGUUGGGAAUGGAUGGCUGUGACAAGAAGUUGGAUGCUCUUAGCGAGGGAGGGCAACAAUUGUGAAUGAACAAUGGGUAUAAUAUCAUUUCAAUUAUUGCAACAUUUUGUGAUAUAGAAGGAUGGGAGGCUCUUUUGCAUUUCUCUUGUUGAAUGGUCGGGUUUUCAUUCAUAGAUUGGAGAGAGAUCCUCUGCUUCUUCUUCUUCUUCAGCGGCUAUUGUGACUAGAUAUGGUAGUGGUAGUGGUUUUGAUCCGAUAUAUCUAUCCAAUUCCUAUAUCCUCACAUAUUUACCUACUUAUUGAAUUAUCAUAUUUUUACAAGUCAUUAGAAAGGUGGCUCUCUGAACAAAGUCAGUUCUAUCAUGGAUGCUUCGUUGCUACUUUCUGUGGUAUCACAAAUUUAUUGAGUUUCUUUUGUCGGCGAAGUUGUUCAAGUUUUGGUAGGCAAAACAUCACUGUAUGUAUCUCUGUUGGUAGAAUCAAAUUUGUAAGAUUGAUUAGAAUUUUGAUUGUGUGGUUGCUUAUGUCUUUUCUAUUGAAUCUGUGUUGUUACUUUA
Andrographis paniculata is the source of this 2395-nucleotide messenger RNA. RefSeq lists its product as uncharacterized. Gene Ontology annotation, biological process: retrograde transport, endosome to Golgi. The record is from RefSeq and is a predicted model, not a curated record. Lineage: Eukaryota; Viridiplantae; Streptophyta; Magnoliopsida; Lamiales; Acanthaceae. Gene Ontology annotation, cellular component: Ric1-Rgp1 guanyl-nucleotide exchange factor complex; Golgi membrane. Bases 194 to 1780 code for a protein of 528 amino acids. The transcript has 14 exons.